Molecule: messenger RNA, 969 nt
Organism: Echinococcus granulosus
Lineage: Eukaryota; Metazoa; Platyhelminthes; Cestoda; Cyclophyllidea; Taeniidae
Product: Eukaryotic translation initiation factor 3 subunit I
Exons: 7
Coding region: 1-969 (322 amino acids)
Biological process (GO): cytoplasmic translational initiation
Cellular component (GO): cytoplasm; eukaryotic translation initiation factor 3 complex, eIF3m
Molecular function (GO): protein binding; RNA binding; translation initiation factor activity
Source: RefSeq, a predicted model, not a curated record
AUGACCGAGGAUGGUGAACCCAUUUGUUUACGUGGUCAUGAGCGUGCCAUAACACGUAUUAUUUACAACAAAGAAGGUGACCUAAUUUUUACUGCUGGAAAGAAUCCAUCGCCCAAUGUUUGGUUCAGUCGAAAUGGAGAGCGCUUGGGAACAUUUAAUGGUCAUGCGGGUGUAGUUUGGUGUCUAGACGUUGACUGGACGUCAACUCAUUUAAUUUCUGGCUCUGGUGAUGCCACUGUGAGAUUGUGGGACGUUUCCAAUGGCAAGGAGCUCAACCGCAUUUCUAGGCCGUCCUCUGUCAGGGCUUGUGGUUUUUCCUACUCAGGGCACUUGUUCUUUUUUGUUGCUGAUGUUUUUAAGCAAAAUCCGGCUGAAGUUUGUGUGCUGGAUACCCGAGAUCGUAGCCACGCGGCGAUUUGGGGUGAUUUGGAGGACUUUAUCAUAACGGGCUCGGAUAACGGUGAUCUUAACAUGAUCGAUAUGCGACAAAAGGAGUCCGUGAAGUCCGUUAAAGCUCAUAGUGGUUUAAUCACGGAUUUGCAAGUUCAUGUAGAUGGUACUAUGUUUAUUAGUGCCUCGAAGGAUCACACAGCUAAGCUCCACGGUAUCUACGAGCUGGAUUGCAUCCGCACCUACACGGCUGAGCGUCCCGUGAAUUCAGCAUCCAUCUCUCCUAAUCGACCUCAUGUUCUGUUGGGAGGUGGUCAGGAGGCUCGAGAUGUCACUGUUACAGCCGCUCAGACGGGUAAAUUUGAUGCCCGAUUCUACCAUAUGGUCUAUGCGGAGGAGUUCGGUCGUGUCAAAGGUCACUUCGGCCCAAUCAACAGCGUCGCCUUCAAUCCCGAUGGCAGUGGUUUCGCAACCGGAGGUGAAGACGGUUACGUGCGACUUCAUGUCUUCGAUCCUGACUAUGAAGAUGUUGAACAACGACUGUUCAGUAUACCCACGAGUGCCAUUCAAGCCGCGUAA